UUAACAAGAAGCUGAAGAUCUGCUUCGUGUAGGAACUCAGGGACUCUCUGGAUUGUACAUAGAAUUUAUUUACUGGUUUCAUCCGUUUGACACUGUGGGAAUCAAGAUCUAGAGCAUUUUACUUGCAAAAUAACAGCUUUGCUAAAUUUGAACUGUGUGUGAAGAAGAAAGGUGAUAUACUUGAGAUAUCCUGCAGCUGAGUAGUGACAAAGGCUAUCAAGGUGGGAAGAACAACUCAGGAAAGGAUUUCCCUUGGUUUGUUUCCCUUCGAGAAGAGAAGAACCCAGGAACACCGAUGAUCUAAGAAAUACGAACACUGAUACUUGAUUCAUUUCGUGAUCCUGCCUUUCUGCCUAGCUGCAUCUUGGUGACGCUCUCCAUUCUUUCACAUUUGAGAACAUUUUUCUUUGUAUGUGGAGCUGAGACCUGGGAAUGCGUUAUUAUGGCAGCAGUUGUACAGCAGAAUGAGCUUGUGUUUGAAUUUGCCAGCAACGUCAUGGAGGAUGAGCAGCAGCUUGGUGAUCCAUCUAUUUUCCCUGCUGUCAUCGUGGAGCAUGUUCCUAGCGCAGACCUCCUACACAACUACUCUGGCUUAACCUGUGUGGACGAACCCAGUGACAUGAUCACUGAGAGCUCUCUGGACGUCGCAGAAGAGCAAAUCAUAGAAGAUGAUGAUAUCACCCUCACAGUUGAAGCAUCUUGUCAUAAUGGAGAUGAAACAAUGGAAACAAUUGAGGCUGCCGAAGCACUUCUCAAUAUGGACUCCCCUGGUCCUAUGUUGGAUGAAAAAAGAAUAACAACUAUGUUUGGCGCAACUGAAGAUGAUGAUAUGGUGGCUCCUAUUACACACGUGUCAGUCACGCUUGAUGGGAUCCCCGAGGUGGUGGAAGUUCACCAAGCCCCAGACCCUUACGCUGAAUCACCAGAGACUCCAGAAUUUGAACAACCAAAGAAGAAAAAAGGGAAGAAGCCGAAACCGUCUCGUCCUGAAUCCCCUACUACAACUCCAAACAUAUCUGUGAAAAAGAAAAACAAAGAUGGAAAGGGAAAUACAAUUUAUCUCUGGGAGUUCUUACUAGCACUGCUCCAGGACAAAGCUACGUGUCCUAAAUAUAUCAAAUGGACUCAAAGAGAGAAGGGCAUUUUCAAACUGGUAGAUUCCAAGGCUGUGUCCAGGUUGUGGGGAAAACACAAAAACAAACCUGACAUGAAUUACGAAACAAUGGGUAGAGCUCUCAGAUACUAUUACCAAAGAGGAAUACUAGCUAAAGUAGAAGGUCAGCGCCUAGUAUAUCAAUUUAAAGAAAUGCCAAAAGAUCUCGUCUAUAUAGAUGAUGAAGAUGCGAGCCCUAGCACUGAAUCAUCAGAUUCAACUCUGCUCUCAACUCCUGUGGCCAAUAGAAACCAGCCGAGCAGAUCUAGAGCGUCUGCAAACGCGGGAACAAAGGGAGGAUCAACCACAGUGCUAAAAACAGGAAACUCGAAGCCUGCAAAGCUGAAGGAGCAUGUAGAAGUUGUACAGCAGCAGACACCUGGCUUGACUUCAGAAGUUUUGAGGACAAUGCAGUCUCCGCAGCCAGUACAUCCUACUCAGCUUUUUCGGACAGUUCACGUAAUGCAGCCAUUGCAGUCCCUCACAGAAGGACAUGCAGCUGUAACCAGUAACGUUCCGGAUGAAACGUUAAAUCCCUCGGUUCAGAAUAUAAGGACUUUACAGACUCCAACCCAAGUUCCAGUGGUUGUUUCUCCUGGAAACCAGCAGCUGCAUACUGUAACACUCCAGACGGUGCCUCUUACUACAGUGAUAGCCAGCACAGAUCCAGCCUCAGCAACAACGCCCCAAAAAUUCAUUUUACAAGCCAUUCCUACUUCACAGCCCAUGACGGUUCUGAAAGAAAACGUUAUGCUACAGUCUCAGAAGCCAGUCUCGCCUCCUUCCUCAAUUGUGCUGAGCCCAGCACAAACAGUCAACAUGGCGUCGUCUCCAUCCUUCAGUGCCACUACCCCCGUGGUAACGUUUUCACCUAGCAGCUCACAGGUGGUAGCUCAUCCAUCGGGCACGGUGAUCACUUCGGUUAUUAAAGCACCAGAAACGAAACAGCUUGGCGUAAAAGAAGAAGACAGUGACAAAUUAGAUGAUACUGAGCAGUCGGAGCAGAGAUUCCAGCAGCAACCGUUUGUGAUGGUAGUGUCCAGUUCGAAUGGUUUCCCAUCUAACGUGCAAGUGAAGCAAGAAAAUGAGCCAUUGGAACCCAAUUCAUAUUAAUAAAUAAAUUAAAAAAAGACCCUGUGGAUGAUUGUUUUCAUAAAUGUGAUGGGACCCUUUCAGUUAUGUAUAUAUGAUUUGAUUCUGAAGCAAGAUGUUGCAAAGCUACUUAAUUUCUGCAGUUGUUAGAAUUCAUGCUUUAGAAUGGAUUUUGAUUUUCUGUUAAUUGCUAAAUGUUAUCAUAUAAAUAAAAUUCUAUAUUACUCAUGUUUCAAAAUACAGGCAUGAAGGAACAUGCUUUUUAUGCUAUGAAGACUUUCUCCUGAGGUUGUUGGCCUCAAACUUCUUUCUUACUGUACGUUUUCAGUCUGUUGCCGAUUUACAUUGCAGUACCGUUAUUGUAACCUUUUCUGUUUAAUCUGUACGUGUAUCACUUAACUUUGGAAGCAACAGUUACUUUUAGUGUGGGACAUUUUCAUUCCAUGUGUAUGACUUUUUAUGAUCAAGUAUCUGAAUUACACCAGUUUUAGACUUGGAUAACCAGGUAUCCUCUUGCGUUUUUUGCAGCACAAGCUCUUGUGUGUGCAAAAUGGAAUAUACACUCCUGUUGAGAGUACACGAAACAUUUAUUCCAGUAAUGGACAAUGCCAUGUCUGUAUUUUAUAUGAAAACAUCAGAUAUAUUUAAUUACAGAAGCUAACGGCAUCACUACAGGUGCAAACGUUUCAUGCCAUUUUGCAACUAUGAAGCUUAACAAUCUUGCUUUCUACUUCAGAUUAUUUUGUAAGGGGGGAGGGAAAUGAAAUAUAUACAAUUUAUGCAGGUAUUUGGAGAUUAAUACUGCUAAGAGUUCUUUUUUUUUUGAUUGUAAAUAAUGUACAUUCAAUGUCACAAGGAAGUUUUUUCAGCUAAUUUGUUUCCAUACAAAUUUUUGAUAGAUGCAAAUAAGAUCAUUAUGUUUAGAGGUCUAAUGUUAUAUGUAUUCAUAUUACAGAGUGAAUUUGUAUUUAAAGACAAAUUUUUAAAUGAUGGAGCCCUCUGAACCUUGGGUCCUUGUCUUUUGUAUUUUUAAUUGGUUUAUUAUGAAAAUAAAUCAAGUGGAAAAACA
Messenger RNA from Pygoscelis adeliae (Adelie penguin), 3314 nucleotides. RefSeq names its product E74-like factor 1 (ets domain transcription factor) (gene ELF1). Gene Ontology annotation, molecular function: DNA-binding transcription factor activity, RNA polymerase II-specific; sequence-specific DNA binding. Gene Ontology annotation, cellular component: nucleus. The record is from RefSeq and is a predicted model, not a curated record. NCBI's taxonomy places the organism in Eukaryota, Metazoa, Chordata, Aves, Sphenisciformes, Spheniscidae. The coding region runs from base 443 to 2266 and encodes 607 amino acids. Gene Ontology annotation, biological process: cell differentiation; regulation of transcription by RNA polymerase II. The transcript is spliced from 10 exons.